Molecule: messenger RNA, 1377 nt
Organism: Eubalaena glacialis (North Atlantic right whale)
Lineage: Eukaryota; Metazoa; Chordata; Mammalia; Artiodactyla; Balaenidae
Product: tigger transposable element-derived protein 1-like
Exons: 1
Coding region: 1-1377 (458 amino acids)
Cellular component (GO): nucleus
Molecular function (GO): DNA binding
Source: RefSeq, a predicted model, not a curated record
AUGGAGACCAUGGAGCGGUUGUUGCGUGUGUGGCUUGAAGACCACAGCCAGCGAAACGUGCCCCUGAGCGUCACCGUUAUUCAGGAGAAGGCUAAGAGUUUGUUUGAUGACUUACAGCGUGAACAAGGGGAAAGCUCUCAAACAGCAAAGUUUAGUGCAAGUAAAGGGUGGUUUGUGAGAUUCAAGGAACGCCACUGUUUGCCCCACUUCAAGAUGAACAGCACGGCUCCUGGCAAGGAGGAUGUAUAUCCAGAAAUCCUGAAAAGCAUCAUCCAAGAAGGUGAGUACACCCCCCAGCAAGUUUUUAAUGUAGAUGAGACAGGGCUUUAUUGGAAAAGAAUGCCUGAAAGAACGUUUAUUUCGGUAGAAGAGAAAGCUGAGCCCGGGUUUAAAUCAUCCAAAGAUCGCUUGAUGCUGCUUCUUGGCGGCAAUGCAGCUGGGGACUUUAAGUUGAAGCCCUUAUUGGUGUACCACUCAGAAAACCCCAAGGCUCUGGAGGGGUACUCCAAGCCCAAUUUGCCUGUGAUUUGGCGCUCAAAUAAAAAGGCCUGGGCAACCAGGAGCAUCUUUCACGAGUGGUUCACAUACUUUUUUUGCCCUGCCAUUGAAAAAUACUGUGCCCAAAAUAAUCUCACCAACAAAGCACUGCUCAUCUUAGACAACGCACCAUGCCACCCAGUAAAUUUGAGCGAUCUGUCUGAUAAUGUAAGAGUGGAAUAUCUUCAUGACAAUACAGCUGACUCGAUCCAGCCCAUGGGUCAAGGUGUGGCCUCUACCUUCAAAGCUCAUUACCUGAGAAGGACUUUUGAGCACAUCCUAGAAGCAACAGAUGGGGACGAUACAGCUGAGAUCAGGGAGUUUUGGAGAAAGUACAGCAUCAUGGAUGCUGUGGACAACAUUGCAAUAGCUUGGGAGGAGCUCAGGCCAGCAACAAUGAACGGUGUGUGGAAGAAGAUAUGGCCCGAGUGUGUUCAGUUCCAGAGUGUUUCCCAAACAGACAACAUUGCCCAGCUUCAACAAAAUAUUGUGACCCUUGCCAAGAGUGUGGCGCUCGGAGAGGUGGGAGAAGCUGACGUGGACCAGCUGCUGCUGUCCCACGAGGAGGGUCUCUCAAAUGAGGAGCUGGUGCGGCUGGAGCAGGAACCGGCAGGAGAGGAGGAGGAGGCGGGUGAAGAGGCUGCACCUGCCCUGCGCCAACUAACCACACGGGAGCUGUCAGCAGCCUUCUCGCAUUUCGAGGCCGGCUUGCAGGUCCUUACCAGUAACAGCCCUGAUGAUGCGUGGAACCUGAAAGUUUCGAGAGCGAUCAACGAUGCAAUAAGCUGCUACAGGGACCUGUACAGUGAGAAGGAGCGGCGCUCAAAGCAGCUCUCCUAG